Molecule: messenger RNA, 2270 nt
Organism: Vicia villosa (hairy vetch)
Lineage: Eukaryota; Viridiplantae; Streptophyta; Magnoliopsida; Fabales; Fabaceae
Product: O-fucosyltransferase 38
Exons: 12
Coding region: 61-1806 (581 amino acids)
Cellular component (GO): cytoplasm; nucleus
Source: RefSeq, a predicted model, not a curated record
AUCGCACUUAAGAUAAAUCAUGGGAAGAAGAUUAAUCAAGCAUAAUAAUAUAGCAACCGUAUGCAGACCCGGGUUUAUCAUCAGUAUCGCAGUGUGAAUAAUAAAGAAUCGAUUCCUAGAGUAUCGAUGGUAAACAGAAGAAGCCUAAUGGCUAGAAUUCACACCAGAAAACUAUCUCUCAGAAUCAUCACUUUCUACACCAUUUUCAUAUUCGCUUUCUUCAUCUCCAUCUUCUUCAUCUACGUAAGAACCUUCAUAGUUGACGAAGAUCAAUCGCAUGAUCCAUUUUCUCAUCAAUCUCGAUCUCACAAGGUGCCAGAUUCACCUAAGAACGUUUACGACGAACAGCUCUGGGAUUCUCCUCAUAGUAUAGGCUUUCACCCCUGCGUCAAGCCAACUGCUAAGUACAAAGGUGUCCAACAAUUUGAUCGCUAUAUGUCUGUUAGAAGUAAUGGUGGACUAAAUCAAAUGCGAACUGGUAUAGCAGACAUGGUGGCUGUGGCACAUAUAAUGAAUGCAACUUUGGUCAUCCCUCAAUUGGAUAAACGUUCAUUCUGGCAAGACUCGAGUGUAUUCUCAGACAUAUUCGAUGAGCUUCAUUUCAUUGAAUCCCUGAAAGGAGAUAUCAGGAUUGUUCAGGAACUUCCUAAGAGUUUGGAAGCAGCCCCCCGGGCUAGGAAACACUUCACUUCCUGGGCUGGAGUUGGUUACUAUGAAGAGAUGACAAAGUUAUGGAAUGAGUACCAGGUGCUGAGGACCAUAUUAGAUUUUUCCGCUGACAUUUGUGUUACUACUACGACCCCACUUAGUGGGAUAAGACUUGGUUGUUGUUGUUGUUAUAUUGCUACUACGUGCUUCUUUCUAGGCAUGUGCAAACUUAAUAUCCAUUCUCAAUGGAAGGGCUUCGUGAUACAUGUUGCAAAAUCAGAUUCUCGACUUGCAAACAAUGAUCUUCCUCUAGACAUUCAGAGGUUGAGAUGUCGUGCGAUGUAUCAUGCACUUCGAUUUUCUCCUCCUAUUGAGAAUCUAGGAAAGAGGUUGGUGGAUCGGCUGAGAUCACGAGGGGAAAGAUAUAUUGCUCUCCAUCUGAGAUAUGAGAAAGAUAUGUUGUCUUUUACUGGUUGUGCUUACGGUCUGACAGAUGCAGAAUCUGAAGAGCUGAGAAUUUUAAGGGAGACUACAAAUUAUUGGAAAGUAAAAAAGAUAAACUCAACAGAGCAGAGAAUUGGAGGAUUUUGUCCACUGACUCCAAAGGAGGUUGGCAUUUUCCUUCAAGCUCUUGGGUUUCCUCCAUCAACACCAAUAUACAUUGCUGCAGGGGAGAUCUAUGGUGGCAAUACUCAUCUAUCAGAGCUCUCUUCCCGCUUCCCUAAUCUAAUCUUUAAGGAAUCCCUUGCAACUCCUGAAGAGCUGAAAGCUUUCAACAAUCAUGCAUCUCAAAAUGCUGCAAUUGAUUACAUAAUCUCUGUAGAGAGUGAUGUAUUUGUUCCAUCGUAUUCAGGAAAUAUGGCACGAGCUGUUGAGGGGCACCGCAGGUUCUUAGGUCACCGCAAGACAAUUGACCCAGACAGGAAAGGACUAGUUGAAAUUUUUGAUAAGCUGGAAACUGGAAGGCUAGUAGAAGGAACGGCACUAUCACAUAUGGUGCAGCGGAUGCACAAAAACAGGCAAGGAGCUCCAAGGAAAAGACAAGGUCCAUUGCCCGGAGUUAAGGGCCGGGCACGUUUCAGGACUGAAGAGUCCUUUUAUGAAAAUCCAUACCCAGAGUGUAUAUGUGGUUCGAGAAGCAAACUGGAAAGAACGUAAAGAGAAACCAAACUGCAGUUCCAGUUCCAAUCUAAAACCUUUGGAGUGUCUUGUUUACCUGUCAAGUUGUUUUAGAUAGACUGUAAUUGUAACUAGUCAUUUCCGACACAGAUGGUUUCCUCAUGCCUGUUUGUGCCUUGAAGCUAUGUGGUUGCAGGGUUUUUGGAAAUCCAUACAAACAAAUCCAGUGUUGACAGCCUAACUCCUUAGCUGUAUUCGAACAAUUCACUUCAAGUAGUAUUGAGCCAUUGACCUUUAUACAUUAGUUCAUAGAGAAUAGGCCCCUCCCCGUCCUUACAGAAAAGAACUAGUCUCCAGGUGAAGCCAUUGGGAAAGGCUAGCUGUUAGUUACAUGUUGUAAAGUUUAAUAACUUCACAUGUUUGGUUGUGUUUGACAAGCUAAUCUCGCAUGUCAACUAUAGUUGAUAUUUUUAAUGGUCAAUUUUACCGUUGUCUGCUUGGUA